This is a messenger RNA of Cylicocyclus nassatus, 405 nucleotides long. The record is from the annotation of a GenBank genome assembly. Lineage: Eukaryota; Metazoa; Nematoda; Chromadorea; Rhabditida; Strongylidae.
UUCAGGACUAAUUUUGCAUAGCACAGGAAGAUGUCAUGUUGGGAGUGCGUCGACCGAGUUUAGUUCGUCAAAUGGCGUUCCGACAAGACUCCAAGGAUACUGAUUUAACAGUACGGCACAGCCAUCUCGCACCGCCAACUGUACCUCCGGACAGCCCACGGCCUCAGAAAGAUGCUCAAAGCGAGGUAAUUGGCUCAUCGAUGAUGGUCACAAUGAAAGUGCCUGAGACAAAGAAAGAAAACAACGUUGUGCGGAUGGAAUCCAUUCAGUUGGAAGAGAAACGGAAAUAGAAUCAAAACAUUGCAUAUUUAUUGUUCAUGUUAUACAUAUACGUUUUGUUGUAUACGCCUUGGUAAUCAGUACAUACUUGGAGAUGUUGUAUAAAGGAAUUUUUUAAUGCUUUUG